AAGAAGAAGAAAGAGGAAGCACAGCACAGCAAAGGCGGCAGCCGAUCGGAGCCGACCAACACACCACCACCAGCAUCGGGGAUCCCGACGACCGCCAACCACCAGCCAGCGAUCUCUCCCCCCUCCCACAACCCCGGAUCCUCUCCGGCCCCCUUCCCUCGAUGCGGCUAGCGCCGCCGGCGGCCGCCCCAGGGUCCAGCGAUUUAGCAGCCCCGCUGCUGCUGUCUGGUUCUUUCUUGGGCGGCGGGCGCUUCUAGGUGGACUGGUGGAGGUAGAUGAGGUUCUGGAGGGAUGGCGGCGGGGGCGGAGGCCGGGACCUCAACGGCGGCGGCCCGCCCUGCGGCCAGGUGCGCGUGCUCGUCGUCGGCGACUCAGGUGUGGGGAAAUCUUCAUUGGUUCAUCUCAUCCUGAAAGGCUCUGCAAUUGCUCGACCACCCCAAACGAUUGGAUGUGCAGUUGAUGUUAAACAUAUUACUUAUGGUAGUCCUGGAAGUUCUAGUAGCAUUAAGGGUGAUGCUGAAAGGAACUUUUUUGUUGAGCUCUGGGACGUUUCAGGACAUGAGCGCUAUAAAGAGUGCCGUUCACUUUUUUAUUCACAAAUUAAUGGUGUCAUAUUUGUUUAUGACCUCUCUCAGAGGAAGACAAAGACAAAUUUGAACAAGUGGGCAGUGGAGGUUGCUGAAUCAGGGACUUUUUCAGCUCCUCUUGGGUCUGGUGGUCCAGGAGGUCUUCCGGUUCCUUACUUAGUUAUUGCAAACAAGGUGGAUAUUGCUCCAAGAGAUGGUAAAAGAGUUAGCAGUGGAAAUCUUGUUGAUGUUGCUCGUCAAUGGGUUGAGAAGCAAGGCCUACUUCCAUCCAGUGAAGAACUUCCACUUGCGGAGAGCUUCCCUGGCAAUUCUGGUCUGCUCACGGCUGCUAAAGUGGCAAGAUAUGACAAAGAAGCUUUGGUUAAGUUCUUCCGCAUGUUGAUAAGGAGGAGGUACUUUUCAAAUGAACUCCCUGCUCCUAGCCUAUGGUCCAUCACUCCCAGAGAGGAUACCGUCCUCCCUGUAGAAACGACAAAUGAUGAUGACCUGUUUCAAAGGAAAAGUUAUGCUGGCCAGAGUUACAAAUACAAUGGUGUUACGCCGUUGCCUGCUCAGCGGAACCUAACGCCACCGCCCACUCUCUACCCACAGCAGCCAAUGUCGUCAUCUUCAGAGAACUACAGAUACCACAGGUUCUCUUCAUCCGCAAUUCCUGAUGCAACCGGUAGUAGAACAAACCGAGCUGACAUCAAUAUAUGAUCCAUGAGCUCACAAGCUGUGAAAAAUAUCACUUCCAGUGUGGAAAAAGGAAAUUCUCAUGCUGCUAUAGUAUUCAUUCGAUCCCACUUUGUGUAGUCGUGAGAUGCAUUUCCACCUGUCUUGCCUUAAAAUGUGCAUGUAGUCAAGGUGCUCUUUUUCAUUAUUGUCAUCUUGACAGAACUACUAGUGAGCGAUUCUUUUAUAUCUUAUAUAUUUGUUGAAUUGUGUUUUGCAAUGAAGAUCACACAUGCUGAUAAAAUUAAUUAAUGGAGGUAUUUAGUGUGGUAUGCAACGGUGUUCUGUUCUCAAUGUAACACCAAUUUUCACUUUCAAUCAGGCUGAGUUCUUGCCAACUUCCUCAAAAGUCAUCUGUAUUCCAAGGCAGUGGUGGUGGAAAUUCCAUCUCACCUACAUACAUUAUAAAUUUUACAAAUUAU
Oryza brachyantha (malo sina) is the source of this 1723-nucleotide messenger RNA. RefSeq names its product small GTPase LIP1. The record is from RefSeq and is a predicted model, not a curated record. Lineage: Eukaryota; Viridiplantae; Streptophyta; Magnoliopsida; Poales; Poaceae. Gene Ontology annotation, molecular function: GTPase activity. Gene Ontology annotation, biological process: intracellular protein transport. The coding region runs from base 276 to 1286 and encodes 336 amino acids. Gene Ontology annotation, cellular component: endomembrane system. The transcript is spliced from 7 exons.